AUGGCGGAAGCGCACCAGGCUGUGGCCUUCCAGUUCACGGUGACCCCAGAUGGGGUCGACUUCCGGCUCAGUCGGGAGGCCCUGAAACACAUCUACCUGUCCGGGAUCAACUCCUGGAAGAAACGCCUGAUUCGCAUCAAGAAUGGCAUCCUUAGGGGUGUGUACCCUGGCAGCCCCACCAGCUGGCUGGUCGUCGUCAUGGCAACAGUGGGUUCUUCCUACUGCAAGAUGGACAUCUCCAUGGGGCUGGUCUGCUAUAUCCAGAAAUGCCUCCCUGAGGGAUGUGGCCCCUACUGGACCCCACAGACCCGGGCACUUCUCAGCAUGGCCAUCUUCUCCACGGGGGUCUGGAUGAUGGGCAUCUUCUUCUUCCGCCAAACCCUGAAACUGCUUCUUUCCUACCACGGUUGGAUGUUUGAGAUGCAUGGCCGGACCAGCCACUUCACCAAAGUCUGGGCUAUCUGUGUCCGCCUCCUGUCCAGCCGGCGGCCCAUGCUCUACAGCUUCCAGACAUCCCUGCCCAAGCUUCCCGUGCCCAGCGUGCCGGCCACAAUUCAGCGGUACCUGGAAUCUGUGCGGCCCUUGAUGGAUGAUGAGGAAUACUACCGAAUGGAGACACUGGCCAAGGAAUUCCAGGACAAGACUGCCCCCAGGCUGCAGAAGUACCUGGUCCUCAAGUCAUGGUGGGCAACUAACUAUGUGAGUGACUGGUGGGAAGAGUACGUGUACCUGCGGAGCAGGGCGCCCCUCAUGGUGAACAGCAACUACUACGUCAUGGAAUUUGUGCUCAUCAAGAAUACAAAUAUACAGGCAGCCCGCCUGGGAAACAUCGUCCACGCUAUGAUCAUGUAUCGCCGUAAACUGGACCGUGAAGAGAUCAAGCCUGUGAUGGCCCUGGGCAUUGUACCCAUGUGCUCCUACCAGAUGGAGAGGAUGUUCAACACUACUCGGAUCCCAGGCAAGGAGUCAGACCUGCUGCAGCACCUCUCCGACAGCAGGCACGUGGCUGUCUACCACAAGGGCCGCUUCUUCAAGGUGUGGCUCUACGAGGGUUCCCAGCUGCUCAAGCCUUGCGACCUGGAGAUGCAGUUCCAGAGGAUCCUGGACGACCCCUCCCCACCUCAGCCUGGGGAGGAGAAGCUGGCUGCCCUCACUGCAGGGGGAAGAGUGGAGUGGGCACAGGCACGCCAGGCCUUCUUCAGCUCUGGCAAGAACAAGGCUGCUCUGGAUGCCAUCGAGCGUGCUGCUUUCUUCGUGGCCCUGGACGAGGAGUCUCACCACUACGACCCCGAAGACGAGGCCAGCCUCAGCCUCUACGGCAAGGCCCUGCUGCACGGCAACUGCUACAACAGGUGGUUCGACAAGUCUUUCACUGUCAUCGCCUUCAAGAAUGGCCAGCUGGGCCUCAACACAGAACACGCGUGGGCAGACGCCCCUAUCAUAGGGCACCUCUGGGAGUUUGUCCUGGGCACUGAAACCUUCCACCUGGGCUACACGGAGACCGGGCACUGCCUGGGCAAACCGAACCCCAUGCUUGCAGCUCCCCAGCGGCUGCAGUGGGACAUUCCUGAGCAGUGCCGGACAGUCAUUGAGAGCUCCUACCAGGUGGCCACGGCACUGGCAGACGACGUGGAGCUGUACUGCUUCCAGUUCUUGCCGUUUGGCAAAGGCCUCAUCAAGAAGUGUCGGACCAGCCCGGACGCCUUCGUGCAGAUUGCCCUGCAGCUGGCCCACUUCCGGGACAGGGGCAAGUUCUGCUUGACCUACGAAGCCUCCAUGACCAGGAUGUUCCGGGAGGGACGGACUGAGACCGUGCGUUCCUGUACCAGCGAGUCCACGGCCUUUGUUCAGGCCAUGGUGGAGGGGUCCCACAUGAAAGCAGACCUCCAAGAUCUCUUCCGGAAGGCUUCAAAGAAACACCAGAACAUGUACCGUCUGGCCAUGACGGGGGCUGGGAUAGACAGGCACCUCUUCUGCCUUUACCUGGUCUCCAAGUACCUGGGGGUCAGCUCCCCCUUCCUGGCUGAGGUGCUCUCAGAACCCUGGCGCCUCUCCACCAGCCAGAUUGCUCAAUUCCAGAUCCGUAUGUUUGAGCCCGACAAGUACCCCAAUCACCUGGCUGCCGGUGGUGGCUUUGGCCCGGUGGCAGAUGAUGGCUAUGGGGUUUCCUACAUGAUCGCGGGCGAGAACACCAUCUUCUUCCACAUCUCCAGCAAGUUCUCAAGCUCAGAGACAAAUGCCCAGCGCUUUGGGAACCACAUCCGCCAAGCUCUGCUGGACAUCGCUGAUCUUUUCCAAGUCCCCAAGUCUGACAGCUGA
Messenger RNA from Neomonachus schauinslandi (Hawaiian monk seal), 2319 nucleotides. It is a transcript of the gene CPT1B, whose product is annotated as carnitine palmitoyltransferase 1B. Gene Ontology annotation, biological process: carnitine metabolic process; fatty acid metabolic process. The coding region runs from base 1 to 2319 and encodes 772 amino acids. The record is from RefSeq and is a predicted model, not a curated record. Lineage: Eukaryota; Metazoa; Chordata; Mammalia; Carnivora; Phocidae. The transcript is spliced from 18 exons. Gene Ontology annotation, cellular component: mitochondrion. Gene Ontology annotation, molecular function: carnitine O-palmitoyltransferase activity.